Molecule: messenger RNA, 4512 nt
Organism: Besnoitia besnoiti
Lineage: Eukaryota; Apicomplexa; Conoidasida; Eucoccidiorida; Sarcocystidae
Product: formin FRM3
Exons: 6
Coding region: 1-4512 (1503 amino acids)
Source: RefSeq, a predicted model, not a curated record
AUGUCGGCUCUACCUGCGUGUGUCCUGUGUUGCUUAGGGAAAGGAGGGCCGAAGGCAAAAACCAUCGGAGGCGUCGCGGGGCCGCGUUUCCUCAUCGCAGAGACUCACGUGCCGAAACCUCCUCCGGGCUUCAAAGCCGCCACCAAGCUCCAGUGGACGCCUCUGGCGGAGGAAAAGGUCACAGGGACGAUUUUUGAGGGCCUUUUGGAUCGCUUCCCUUUGGCGUCUCCGAGAGCCCAGGGCGCCGAGGCGGAGGCCUCUCCGCCGUUUUCGCCUUGCUCUGUCUUGAAUGACACUGCAGAGAGUGACGGCGGCAGCUCCCCCGGCAGCCAACAGGCGGCACUUCCACCGGAUCUGCAGAAGGACCUGAAAGCCGCUUCGGAGUCGGAAGCAAAGCUUCAGCAGCGAGCUCUCGAGUCUGUCGACGGACCCUCAACCAGUGGCGGCAGCAGUCCUCUUCUUUCUUUCUCUUCUUGCCCAGCCACUCCAGAGAGCAGCGUAAAGAAAGACGCAGAGGGAGCCAAGGCGGCCAGACUUGGGGAGACCUGCGUCGCUGCGCCGCCCUCGUCUGCUUCGCCUGGUGCCCCCGCCUCGCCCGCGGGCUCCAGUCCGCUGGAGCCCGCCCUGCAGGCUCCAGCGGACGAGAAAAGCGACAGCGAACAAAUGGAAGGCACCGACGGCGGCGCGACGUCGACGCGUGGCGUCGUGCCCUUUCGUUACCGCCUGGAUUUCGUUCGUCUCUUUGACCUCUUCUACCUAGACGAGAAAGAGCUCUCGCUCAAGACGAAGAAGGCUGGAGGCGCAGGGAGCGGAGGCGGCGGUGCCGGUGGGGACGGCGCGGGGCCUCUGAAGAAGAAGGGCGUCCUCGACGGAAAGGCGAGUCAGAACGUUGAGAUCUGUUUGAAAAAGUACAAAAUCGCGACUCUCGACGACUUCAAAGACCUCGCUGCGCAGAUCGACGACCCCACCACGCUGGCGAUCGACUCCAACCUCGCUGACAACAUUACGCAGUACUGGCCAGAUACAAGCAUGACGGAGGCCCUCAAGGCCAAGACUGCCGAAGAUGUGCUGCAAAUGCCCGUCGCCGACCAGCUCUACUACACGCUGAUACAACACGUCUCCCUCGGAAACGAAAAACUCAACUUCUUCCUCCAACGUCGAGGAGUCGACGAGGAGCUCGACAGCAAGCGCGAGAAGCUGAGCAAGUAUAGCCAGGCGAUCGACCGGCUGGCCAAGACGCUGGAGAGCGACGCGUUUCAGGACAUUCUGGGGCUGGUGGUGCGCUUGGGGAACUGCGUGAACCGCGGCAGCAAGGAGGGAUUCGGCUUCAAGAUGAAGGACUUUGUCGGUCAGCUUGCCUCCUGCGUCAGCAAAGACCGAUCGACCAAUCUCUUUAGAGUCUUGGUGGCGACUGUGUUGGAGCAGAACCCUGCCGACUGGGAGGCGAUGCGAGGUUUGCAGGAAGUCGAUGCAGCGAAAGGCAUUGACUUGAAGGACCUGCUGCAGUUCGGAGACAUCGAGAAGAAGCUGGGUGCGUGGACGAAGCAGAUCGGCGACCGCCGCAGCGCGUUCGGUGAGGCAGCGGACAAGAUGGAGGCGUGGAUCCACAGUCGCGAGGCGCUGCUGCAGGAGCUGAAGAAGCAAGUCGAAGACGCAGAGGAGCUGCAGCUUCGGCUGCGGGGUCUCAUGGGCCUGACCAAGGCAGAGUGCAUCUGGCCAGAGCCGCUGCGCUGGUUUGGACAGUUCUACACGCACUUCGAAACGACGGCAAAGGAGUACCGCGGCGCAAAGGACCGGGAUCGGCAAAAAGCUGAACGCGAGGUGAAGAAGAAGAACGACUCUAUUCGCCGCGCAUGCACCGUCGGCGGAGGGACUACGAGUUCCAUCGCAGAAAAACACUCUCCAUCUGUGCCGUUUCGCGGCUCCUCGACAGGUCGCUUUGCCUUCUCGAGCUGCGCGGCAGGCUCGACGGGAGGCGACACGAGUGGGAACUUCUUCAGCGGCGUCGGGGCGCAAUUCCAGUCGUCCCUGGCUCCGCCACAGCGACACCGAAGUUGCGGCGGGCUCGAGGGGUCCCCCUUCCGCUCUCCAGGCGGCCCGCGGCCGCUCUCGCCUCUCGCCCCUGUGGGGUCUCCGAGGGCUGUGAAGGUCAAGGCUUUUGGCAGCGACGAGGCGUGGGAGGACAAGCCCGGAUCAGGCCCCGCAGGAGCUCUUCAGGGCGAGGGCGGUAUCGCACAGGCGCCAGCAGCAGAGCCCGGCGAAGAGUCUCGAAGCGAAGACGUGAAGACGGGUGAAGACGGCGGGGGACAGUCAGGGGGGCAGGUGUCUCCCAAAGAGGCCACGCAAGAGAAAGUUAUAUGGGAUGCUAAAGGACGGCGAGAUAGCCACCCGGGGGCAUUGGCGAUGACCCCGAGUGACUCCGCCAGUUACAGAGUGAGCUGCCUCGGUUUGGUCGCGACGACGAUCAAGCACGAAAAAAGCAAAGUCGCGGAGAAGACCAAAGGCAAAGAGUCAGUGGGCGACGAAGGCGCACGGGAGAAGAGGGCGGCUGCGGCCGACACCGCGAGCGGCGAGAAGGCAGAAAAGCAUGUCGAAGACGUGGUGAAUUUGAUUGCGAACGUGGAUGAAGAAGGCCGAGGCAUGCCCCCACGGAUCAUGGCUACGUGGGCGAAAGCAAGGUCGCCAAAUUCCGUUGUGUGUCACAGAGGAAAAAAAGGGGCUUCCGGCAUGACGUUUCCUGCGUUGCUAAGGAACAAGUUGCAUAGAGAACAGCAACGCUCUGUCUUUGAUUCAUCCCGAUUUUCCUCGACUCCACACGGCGCUCCAUCAAUUACCCUGGUCGCCGCGUCGCAUGCCUCGUCUGACGUCUACACGCCGCCUCUCUCAUCUUGUCAGUCGCCUCUGUCGCCCCAAACUUCUCUGAGACUCCAGUCUCUCCAGGGCGCCUCCCACGGCGUCCUCUCUUCUGCGUCUGCUUCUCCAGAUUCCUGCAUUAUACCGCUGUCGGUGACUCUGCCCAACCUCUCUCCGUCCACGGGUAUCUUUCGCGAACUCGCCGUGUCUUCCCUAGACAAAGGUGCCUCUCUCGGGAGGAGGGACAGCCGCGGCGAGGUCAUCCCACUCUCGUCUGGAGAGGGAGUCGGUGGCGGCUCUGUGUCUGCCUCCUUUGUUAAGUCAGAACUCACCACCAGCAUGCGAGAAGACGAGCGAGGCGAAAGCGCGACAAAGGCUCGCGUCGCCGACAAGGUCGGCUCGCCUCUGGUUCGGAACAAAGUCAUCCUGCCGACAUCGACAGCCCCUUCAGGCGCCGCGCGAGCCUCUGGGCGGGCCUCUCGACCCGCAGGUGCUGAGCCUCUGCAGGCGUCAGCCGUGACCGCAGGCGUCUCAGAGAUGGAUAAGGAAUGGGUGCGGUGUGGAGGCGGCUACUGUCGCCAGAGUGAGUCGAUCUCUAACGCGACAACUGCAGCUGCGUUGCGCGGGCAGCCCCGAGACGUCGGCCGGACGGCUUCGUCGUCGUUCGUUUCCCACGGCUCGUCGGCGGCUCUGCCGGCGACGACGGGCUCCGGAGCUCCGCCCUCGAGGGAGACCUUAGGCGUCGCAGACGAGAGAGAGGAGACAGAGGCGCGCGGCAGCGCCUCAAAGCCCACUCGCCGAAGGAGCCACGGGGCAGCGGUGGACGAGGCUGACGCGGGCACCCGUUUGGAAGGAAGAGGUGCCUCGAAACCAGGCGGAAAAAGGGGGACGUCGGGCAAAUUUCAAUCGUCGCAGCAGCACCAGGCCUCCCCUCCGUGCAGCCAGUCUCCGCAGAUCUCCGGGCGGAGCGUGAUGGACGGCGCGCGAGAAGAGACCGCGCACGCCGCCGCAGAGCGCGCAGGCGAGGCAACUAUGGGAGGAGUGUUUCCGUUGAAAUCACGAGGAGCGGCCGACGCGAUUGCAGAAGCAGAAAAUGUGGGGCUCGAGAAGCCAGAGGGCCGUCCUGACGACGCGGAUCUCGUCAGCGCCCCAGGUGGACGCGGUAGUCUCCCUGUUGUUGCCUCGCGCAGAGCCCUAGAGAGAACUUCGACUGCUAGCGAGAGUAUCCGCAAGGUUCGAACUCGUGUCACGGGUGGACGGGAGGGCAGCGUUGAGCGCCAAGCCACGAAUCCGUACAUCGCCGCGAAUGUGCCCCGGAAUCCGCGCCGGUCCGACCCGGGAGGGCGAGGGGUGGCGGGGCCCGGUCUUUCGGGCGACUCGCCUCGCGCCGCAGACGCCCGUCGGCUGUCGGCGAAAGGGCGCGCUUUCGAUUCGGAUGAGAAGCACGUAGAAGCUGGAGACGAGGGACGGCGGCGAGACAGAAAAAGAACCGAGCCCGUGGGUGCUGCAGUCUCAACUCCUUUGAGGCACGCGCGCCUAAUGAUCAAACAGCACGCGGUCUCGCAAGCAGCGGGCGGGCGCGAGUGUCCCCGAGGCCCGGAGCAACUCCUGCCGCAGAGUGCCAGCGCGACAACGGCGACCGAGAGAGAGCCAGCGUGA